CAGCCACGCCUCUCCCGAGAGGGGCGGGAGCCGCGCGCAGAUCCCACGUGUGACGCUAACGCUCCCGGUUCGGUAAUAUUCGUUGAGCUGGGGCUGCAGUGUCCGUGUGUAUGCGUGUGUUUGGAGUUGGUUGGACUUUGAGCUAUGGAAGCGGACGCGAGUCAAGUCACCUCUGGAAGUCCGAAUGAUUCGCAGCACGACCCGGGUAAAAUGUUUAUCGGUGGCCUCAGCUGGCAAACCUCACCAGACAGCCUUCGAGACUAUUUCAGUAAAUUCGGGGAGAUCAGAGAAUGUAUGGUGAUGCGCGACCCCACAACCAAACGCUCCAGAGGGUUUGGCUUCAUCACGUUUGCAGAUGUUUCCAGUGUAGAUAAAGUCUUAGCGCAACCACACCACGAAUUAGACUCCAAGACGAUUGAUCCUAAGGUCGCCUUUCCUCGGCGCGCUCAACCCAAGAUGGUCACAAGAACAAAGAAAAUAUUUGUGGGUGGAUUAUCAGCGAGCACAGUCGUUGAAGAUGUGAAACAGUAUUUUGAACAGUUCGGAAAGGUAGAGGAUGCCAUGCUAAUGUUUGACAAAACUACGAACAGACAUAGAGGCUUUGGCUUCGUAACGUUCGAGAAUGAAGACAUUGUAGAGAAAGUCUGUGAAAUUCAUUUUCACGAAAUCAAUAAUAAAAUGGUAGAAUGUAAGAAGGCCCAACCAAAGGAGGUGAUGUUUCCUCCAGGCACGAGGGGGAGGGCGAGAAGUCUUCCGUACACCAUGGAUGCCUUCAUGCUGGGCAUGGGCAUGUUGAGUUAUCCAAACAUUGUGGCAACGUACGGUCGUGGAUACACAGGAUUUUCUCCUAGCUACAGUUACCAGUUUCCAGGUUUCCCAGCGACAGCGUAUGGACCCGUGGCAGCAGCAGCAGUGGCGGCAGCACGAGGCUCAGGGUUCCCCGAUUACGGCUUUUAUUCUGGGCCCGGUGACCAGCGGGGCGCCCCCUGCUCCUUUGCCGACUAUGCCACCCUGGGUCCCCAUACGGGUCAGAUGCUGCAAAGCGAGCACGUCACCCCUACCUGCAACUCACCCUCCCAGCACCACCCAAGCCCGGACCACUUUAAGAGCUCAGGUGCUAACCCUCCACGGCCUGGAGGUUUCCCUGGUGCAAACAGUCCUGGACCCGUGGCAGACUUGUACGGCCCCAGCAGUCAGGACUCGGCAGUGGGAAAUUACAUCAGUGCUGCCAGCCCUCAGCCGGGUUCUGGGUUCAAUCACAGUAUUGCAGGUCCUUUGAUCGCCACAGCAUUUACAAAUGGAUACCACUGAAAGCUAACCGGAGAUGCGGCACAAUCUCAUUGGAGAGUUCAUCGGGAGGCCCUGGAAAAAGGGCCGGAGUCUCUGAUUAGUUCGUGUACAGUUGAUGUCAUAAAGACUUCAAGCACUACAGGUUCUGAUUGGUGAAUGGACAAGAGGGGUGAAACCAAACACAGAGGACAAGAAAAAUACGAUCAUCUCAGAAAACAAACAUCACAACUGCUGUAACUGUUAUCCAACCCUCCUGUCACUGCAGGACUCCUUCCCAUUUUUCUUUUCCACACGCUUUUUUCUUUCUGUAUGCUUUUUAAAUGACUUCGGCUUUUAGACAAACAUACUUAGAUGAGUGAAUUAUUCAGUUAGCGAUUGUCACAAUUUUGAGUUUUUUCCCCUCGAUUUUGGUGCAAGUUAACUUUAUUUUUGCACAUAUGGACAGACACCGUGCUGAAAGACACCAUGUCAUUCAUCUAUUGGAAAAAAGAAAAUCAUCUUAGUAGCCGUUUUUAAUUGUGACGUCUCAUUGUUGAUCAUAACUUAUUUUUGGGCAAUACAGAGGGAGAGGACUCCAAUAUUUUUAUGGUCCUUUUUAUAUAUCUAUAUAUAUCUAUCUAUCUGUGUGUUGUUGUUGUUGUCAUUUAGAG
Sinocyclocheilus rhinocerous is the source of this 1940-nucleotide messenger RNA. It is a transcript of the gene msi2a, whose product is annotated as musashi RNA-binding protein 2a. The record is from RefSeq and is a predicted model, not a curated record. Gene Ontology annotation, cellular component: cytoplasm. Bases 145 to 1311 code for a protein of 388 amino acids. The transcript is spliced from 15 exons. NCBI's taxonomy places the organism in Eukaryota, Metazoa, Chordata, Actinopteri, Cypriniformes, Cyprinidae. Gene Ontology annotation, biological process: central nervous system development; regulation of translation. Gene Ontology annotation, molecular function: mRNA binding.